UCAAAUCACGUAUUCAUUAAAUACCCAAACGCUUCAUUUAUAGAUACCAAAUAUGUGAUAUAUAGUCUUUAUAUUCCUGAAGGGUCCUCAGGUCUGUGUUGGAACUUCGUUCCUUUUCCCUUCGACGCUGUCACGUACUUGUCUCGUUCUGGCAGUAAAAAUUGCCACCCAGUUUGGGAAGAGAAAAAAAAACUAGAUCUAUGGAUAAGUCGUGGCCACCUCGAGGCGCUUCUGCGAAGAAAAGAUUCUCUCAGCUUCGCGUUUGACGGUGAUCGUCCCCGAAGACUUCGAUAAUCUUAUCGGGCUUUAUCUCCUCGCCAUCGCGUAUCGCGUUUCCUCGUACUACGAUGGGCAAUGGGCCCCCGAUCAGAGUGCGUCCGGUCGUGCGUGUGUGCACACGCGUCACAGUAACGUAGCGUGCUGAAACGUGCCGGGGAUUCCACCACCUGAAACAUCCCGUCGCAACUCGCGGCGGCGACGCGCGAUUCGAGCAAACAUUUCGUAAUACCGCUCGCGGGAGAGAGAGACAGCCGAGAGGUGGGCAGUAGGUGUGCGAUACGCCGUCGGACGCGCAGCGCGCGAAAAAUAAGGUGUGACUAGCGUGAUUAGCGCGAUUGUAAACUUAAAACACACGAGGCGCCGAGCGAGAACGUUUCGACGCGGGCGCUUCGUCGCGCUCGAUGUUCGAGCGCGACGCACGAUCGCAAGUAUCGCGCCGUUAACGUCGAAUUGAUCGCAGAUAAAAGUUUAUCCGGAGCGACGUACAUUCGACGUCCUUAUCUCAGACGAGUGACACGGCGGACAGAUCCAUUUGUCACUGUGCGACCAACCAAGUGAGAAUGAGAACGUCGUGCGCCGUCCGACUGUGUCAGGUGACAGCGGGACGCGUGUGAAGUGUGAUUUACUUGAAAUCCCCGUCACUUUGGCUGCGUUUCGAUAAUUCCGUAAAUAACCGUACUAAGAUCAUGUCCGCGCAUACCGUCGAUUCUUAGUAGUACUGAGCAGUAGAAGUGUGAUUGAAAUCCCGUCACUUUGGCUGCGUCUCGAUAAUUCCGUAAAUAACCGUACUAAGAUCAUGUCGCGCAUACCGUCGAUUCUUAGUAGUACUGAGUGGUACUAAGAAUCGACGGUAUACGCGACAUGAUCUGUAGAUUUUUGACUCACCGGCAGUGAAUAUCGGAACGCAGCCUUAGUCGCGGUAAACGCGCGGAGAAGAAACGAAUUUUAUGUAUACAUUUGAAUUUUCUUCAUAUUAAUCGUAUCGAUAAGAUAUUUAGGGAUGUUUUCAUAGUGUCAAUUUUCGGAAGGAUAUAUUCUUUUCCAUUUUUCCGCCGGUUUAUUUUGGUUUCUCACCUUCUUUACGGGGGAAAGAAAAAAGUAAAUAUAGUAGAUUUUAACCAAACGCACGUGAAGUAUCUUAAACGAACUUUUGGAACCUCCCCCCUUGGAACAGAAACCGAAGAGAUCCGCGGGAAAAUUGGCAAAAAAAAAAAAUGACUUUCUUUCCGAAACCUUAAAACUACAGAUAUUUUCUUCACGUCGGCGAGAAUGAAGGGGGAGGGGAGGGGGAAUACUUCGAUUUCCAGCGAACUCUUUGUUUGCUGAGUUCGUAGAGACAAUUAGUAAAUCCGAGGAAAUUCAAGUUGCACCUUCGCUUACGUAAGAACGCGCGAAUCCCGGUCUCGAGUGCGCGAAAGUCGAAGGGCGGCCUCUCGUCACUCGUCGUCCGGACUUAUCAGCCGCAACGAGCGUUCCCAUUGCGUUCUCAUCGCGGCCGUCGAGAGAUCGGGCUUCGUGUCAAUAUUUGACAUCCGCGCGCGAGAUGUACGACGGGCAUUGUCGAGAGCGCGUAGAAGAGCGACGUGUGAGAGGGAGGGAGAGAGAGAGAGAGAUUAUUUACGAAAAUGUGCGGCUUAUUCAAACAUGACACGUGUAAUUCUUGCGCACACACGCGGCGUAGAAGAAGACAGCCGAAAGACGGAAGUCGCGGAGGUAACAGUCGCUUCGGCUACCCCGGCAGGGCGCGCUUCCACGGGACGGCGCGAGAGAAGCAUUCGAUGGAAUGAGGAUCUUAGCAGAAUGGCUGACUUAUUGAUUCAAGACUAUUUUUUAUGCCUCUCAAAUCUUUGCUUUCAAGCAAUGACUGUCUUGUGUCUUAAACUAAAAAGCCAUUCUGUUUGUGAUCGGUGACAAAGUUGCUGUAUAAUAAAAAAGGAAAAAGUAAAAAAGUGAUAACUUAGACGAAGAUUUGGGGCAUUAAAACAUCGUCUGAAAAGUACAAGUCAGGCCGUUAGUAGAAGUGGCUAAUUUAUUAGCCUAAGACGAUGUUUCACGCCUCAAGCCUUUGUCUUUAAGCACAAUGCGUGACUGUCUCAGUCUCAGAAUGGCGCUGCCAUUCAGUCACUUAAAUCCUCUUUUGCCACUUUUUCUUAACAAGUCACUGGAAAAAAUUCACUAUCGUCCAAAGUGGAUUGCUAUAGUCACUUUUUUCCUGAGCUGCCGUUAAAUUCGUAAAAUAUAGGUGUUCUAUGUAGAUUUUUGCCGUCUCGUCUGCUGCCGAUUGCUCCGAAAACGUACUUUUAUCGUUCAUGGUCCUCGGUCUUUCCUUCUUAUGAACUUCGAAAUCCUAUUAUGAAAAGAACUCGCUAUAUGUUAAAUUAUCCGAAGAUAAACUUGGGAAGAUAAAAGUAAAUAUUAUAGGUUUUUUUAUUAAAAUGGCCUUAGUUACUCUCAGAAUUUGACAAGCCGUUGUGUAAUUAAAAAAAAGUGAACAAAUGAUAACUUAGAUAAUUAGAUAAAUUGAAGGUAUAAAAUGUCUUAAAAUUACAAGUCGAUCAUUCUGCUGAAGCCCUCAGCCAUUUUGCUAAAAGUCUGCCGGUUACUAAAAAUCACGACGGGCGACGUUUUCUCUGCGCGUACAUCAUCAUCGUGAACCAUCGACCGUUAUCUGCUCAUGACUAUUCCUUAUCAGGCGCGUGUUACUCCAUUCUGAUUUAUUCACUCGCCGACGGAAGAAGACGGGUGCGAGAAGACCCCGAUUUCAAAUGGGAAUUCCGAGAAUGAAAGAUAAGUUGGGCGCUUUCCAUUUAACGACGCAAAUCGACAUAAGCGUUGUCUUGUCCUUGACACUCAUUGAAUAUGGAAUAAGGAUAAAAUGAUGCUUGUAUCGGUUUGUGUCGUUAAAUGAGAAAUACUCGUUGAAAAUCGUACUGUAGCUCCACAAUUGUACUCUCACUUCCAAAUUAAAUAUAUUAUGUUCUUGAGAUGUACAAUAACUAGAAACUCAGAAUUCGAGGGAAUCAGUUAAUACUAAUUAAUUAAUAACUUUGAGAUUUGGGAGGGGGAUUUAUUAAUAUUAACAAAUUAAACACAAGGUUGGUUUGACGUGGAAGGUUGAUUUCCCGCUUGAAAAUCGGACAGGGGCGGAAAAAAUUACGGUAAAAACUACCAUAAAAUUUCGUAAUGCUGAGCCAUACCAGAAUUACGACUUAAAUUAUUAUAUAUAUAUUGUAAUCUUUAGUUAUGCAUACAUGAAAUACACCAAUAAAGAUUACAACACAAUAAUAAUUUCAGUCAUAAUUCCUGUAUAGCUCGGUGCUACAAAAUUUUGUAAUAAUUUUCACUACAAUAUUUGCUCCGUGUAAUCGAUACGUGCGUUUGCACGUGUCAAACACGCUUACCUUCUCGCAUAAAUUUAUUUCGCACCAACAAUCAUUUCGCUUCCUCUCACUCUCACUUUCUUUCUCUCUCUCUCUCUCUCUCUUUCCCUCUCGUUUCCGAGAUGGUCACAAAUCGAGGGUUGAAUCCUACGUGACACCGCCUAAUCUUAUCGAAUGUUCUAGAUGAUACAUGCCGCCCUGCAUCUGUCAUUGCGCGAUUUCGGACACCUUAUCACGCGAUAACCGGUUAUUCAUACCGUCUCGAUCCGUAACCGUCGAACACCACGACCGUUGUUGCAUUCCGCGAGGCGCGCACAAAAGUAAUCGGAAGUGUUAUUUUUACACAAGAGAGAGAGAGAGAAAGAGAGAGAGAGAAAGAGACCGACCGAUAAUUAUUAUGCAUUCAUCGCAUUCGAGAUCGCAUGUAGUGUGCAUCACCUGUGCGCUACCUGCGUCUCAGUAUCCUGCGUAGUAGUCGAAAUCCUAUAAUCAACGCGUUUCCCGCGUGAGAGCAAAUAGCUAACCAAUCCUAAUUAGCACCUCUCCGUCUCUUUUCAGCCCUAACGGCCGGACGGAGAGGGAGAACUUUACUAUCUCCGACCGGGGCUAAUCAGCAAGACGGACUCAUCUUGCACGUUGUCGUCGUCAUCGUAUGUGAGUUCUCUUCCCAAUCGCGAAGAUAUGAACAGAAGGGAAAUAUUCUUCCGCGAAUACGGGGGAGACGGAAGUCGCGCCGUGUAGCUUCCGCUUCGGUGAGAGGAGCGAACCGCGUUCUGGGAACAUCAAUCACGUACCGAUCCGAACUGGAUAGAGAAAGAGAGAGAGCCUUGAUUAAUUAGCAAUUAACAAAUUGCAAUUGACAAAUUGCGACGUCAUGACGCCGAAGCAAGCGGAAGGAUGGCUGGCGAUCCUGUACGGCGCCUCUAUGGUGCUCUCCGUUGUGUCCAUCAUAUCGAUGGUGACCGCAUGGCAGCAUUGGUCGUGGACCCUGGACAGUUGCUUCAACGUGAAUUGCGGCUGCAUCUUGUACGGCAUGAAAACGGUCACCAUGUUCAUCGGCGGCGACGUGAAGCUCUGCCACUUCAGCGCGUACGCCCUGAUACCUGUCAUCGUAAUCGGCUUGUGCCUCAGCGCGUAUCACGGAUACAGGUGUUUCAUACAUAAGAAUCUGGACGAGCCUAAGCGACUUAACGGCGCUGCGCGCGACGAUGACAGGCGCAACCUUAACGAACAAGUUGUGAUCCACAUGAAAUCGAGGACACAAUGCAAGCAAUGGAUACCCGCCGCUUUCGUCGCGGCGUUAGUCUGCUGUCUGUCCCUUUCCCAUGCGAUCGUGCUAACUGAUGGUUACUACAAAACCUGCGACCAAUACAGGCGAAAUUUCAUUCAAAUGGUGGAAUCGAGAGGACGCGAAGUUCAGGUGAUCCACGACAGACUAGCGUGCGGCACGAUCUUCGACUACAUGGAUUACCUGCAUCCAGACGCCAACAACUGGGUGCGCGGUGCCGAGAUUAACACCGGCCUCGCGCUCCAGCUCGCCAUAUCCACAAGCUGGUUGAAUUUCUUCGCCUGGCUCGCCGCGUUUUCGGUGAACAUGGUCAUGGCGAGAAAGAGGCUGCACAGUUUGGGAGAAAAAUUCUGCUGCUGCUGUUGACGAGCCACGUUCUUCAACGGAAUCAGCCACUAGUGAAACGAACUGAAUAUGUCGUGUGACACCUUGAUAGUCAUCACGAAAUUUCGCAGACAUUUUCUACCGAAUGCUCCACGAACAUUGUUACGGAUGGAGGUGGUGUUCCAAAAAUCCGACAUCGGCUGUCCCCGAGGAUCGGAGAUUCCUGAAAGAAACGCGUGUGUGACUAGUUCAUUUGACAAACUGGUAUCACCUUGAAUAUCUUCGAAGAAGAAACAUAUUUUAUUUACAAAUAAUAAUUAUUAAUAAUAACGAUUAUUAAAGAUAAAUUAUUAACGACUAGAUGAAGAAUGUAUUUACAGAGGAUGCGCAAAGUGAUGAUUAUUGAUAUUGAUGCAACUUCCGUCGGAAGUCAUUACAGUAACAGUUAUUGUUUCACCUUAUAUAUUUUAUUGAUGCAACUUCCGUCGGAAGUCAUUACAGUAACAGUUAUUGCCUCACCUUAUAUAUUUUAUUUAUAUAUUUUAUACGAAGACGACAUCCUCGAUCGACCUUACCACUUCUUUUCGCAUCCUAAAUGUCGAGAAAUCAAGACUCACCUGCUGCCGUGGAAGAUAAUCGUGUUCCCCUCUCCGAUUUCUAUUAUGCUUCCUUCGUAGUGGACGCCAUGUUAUGUUAAACAGGGUUAUAAUGAUUUUUGGUUGUUCCAAGAUUUAAAAAAAUCCACGUAUUCAGUUAGUAAAAAUAAACAUGUAAAAUCGUUCUUUUAGUCGCAUCUGCACAAUGUUACAUAUGUGUAUGUUAACAAUUUCUCCGUCUCUUUUCCUUUCUCUCGUAUUCGUUGCUGCGUGCAAAUAAAUGCAGGAAGCAGAUGAACACUGUAAAUAACUGUCCGCGGGCGGUGACGAGAUUAAUACACUGUGAGCCGGCGAAACUUUUCUCGACAUUCACGUUUUAUUUCCUGCGUGUAUACAUGGAAAAAAAAAGAGAGAAAACCUACGAACUAACAAUAAUAAAUAACUGUAUACGAAAGUUUCAAGAAGGAAUGUAUCGCAUCUAUACUAUUACACAGUCGUAACAGUUUAUACAAUCGUUGAGAGUCGUGAGAGCUGCGUUCCGAUAUUCACCGCCACUAUCACUGAAAAUCUAUAUCUGUACGUGACGUGAAACUAUAGAUUUUUGAUACAGGCGAUGAAUUUCGGGACGUAGCUUACAUCUUCGUACAGGAGGACGUUAAGUUAGAAACGAAAGAAAAAAUGCUCGGGGUGUGUCUCUGCACCUAUCGUUCUAUUUUAUACAUGGUACGUACAGAUCGAUAGUACUUUGUAAGGCUUGGAAUAUAACAACGUUUCUCUCUCGCGUAAUAUGUUCAAUAAAUACAUUAGAAACCUGCACGCGCGCACGAUCGGCGCGAUCCUGCCUACUCGAUUCGUCUCUCGUUUAUCGAGAUUUCGGAUUUUAAUUCUAUCCGCAUAUACGUACAAUCACUUCUCACUCUUGCGGUAGCGGCGUCGAAUCGGCGUCUUUUUCUUAAUAAUAUUCUAGAUAGAUUACAAGUGGUGUGUCGCCAUUCAUCAUUCUUUUAUUAUAUAUA
Dinoponera quadriceps is the source of this 6883-nucleotide messenger RNA. RefSeq lists its product as uncharacterized. The record is from RefSeq and is a predicted model, not a curated record. Lineage: Eukaryota; Metazoa; Arthropoda; Insecta; Hymenoptera; Formicidae. The transcript is spliced from 4 exons. Bases 4534 to 5313 code for a protein of 259 amino acids.